This is a messenger RNA of Durusdinium trenchii, 2197 nucleotides long. Lineage: Eukaryota; Dinophyceae; Suessiales; Symbiodiniaceae. The record is from the annotation of a GenBank genome assembly.
CAACGUUUGACAACGCCUUUGCAAAAUGCAAUAAUGACAAUGACAGGUCUUCUCUUGUGAGCACAAGACUCGUAUUGCCAAAGUCUCAGGAGCACCUGUUAGCAUACAGGGUUCUGGCAAGUUCGCUUUGCUUGGCGUUGGCUUUGUACAAUUGGAUUCCAUUCAACACUCGUCAUGGCAGAUGUCUCCACUCGCUGAUCUUGAUUUGAGCGUUCGUUUUGAAUGUAUCCACAUUCGUCCACAUUAUAUAGUCACUAUAGUCACUAGUCGAGUUCAAAUUUUGGCCCCAGCUUUGAAGGGGCUGCUCUGCCACGGGCGUGUUGUCUAGGGCCCCAUGACAGCUAUGAAGGUUUUCCUGUCGUGGGCCGCGCGGUUCUAUCCCGUGAGCAGCACAGAUGUCCAAGGUGCAUGGCAGUAUGUUUGGGGAUUGACACCCACAGUGCAACCGAAUUGGUUCUCAAAACUCAGUGGUGGCAUCGUGUUUUGGGCGGUUUGCUGCAGCUGGCAUUUCGCGCAACGAAAGCUGUGGCUCAUGUGGGAGAUGCCCGGUGAGCCUGGGCAGGCGGUCAGAUUUCAACGGCCCAGACCUGGAGAACAGCAGGUGGUGCUGAACAUUUUGGCUGUACUUCUUCCAUCCAUGUUCUGCUUCGGCUGCUAUGCCUUUGCUCAACCACUGAUUCGCUGGCUCGUGAAUCCGAUCUUCACGGCAAAGGCCCGUUGGGUGCAGAUUGUGGUGACUGCCUUCAUGUUCACCAUGGCUUUUUGCAGCAACCACUUGAUGACUUCGAAUUGGGUGGUUUGGUCUGUGGGUGUCUUCACCUUCAUGAGCUGGGCCUUUUGUGGUCGCACGGUGGCUACCGAAGUGGUGAAGCUGCCAUGCACGGGUAAACUCUGCAAGCUGAAAGGAUCUGAACUUCAUGUCUUGAGACCACACGCGGCAUCCGCUCUGAGUUGGCCCGGUGAUGAUGCCAUCCUGGUGCAAUCAUCCUCGGACCAAUCGUGGCUGUAUGUGGGCUCUUGCGGCCGUGCCAACCUCUUCCGUCCCGACGUGCUGCUGGUUCUCCUGACAGCCUACUUGUGGCGUAUGCCCUGGUUUAUCCUUGGAACAGGGAACUACAAUCAAUGCCCCGGAUGGGCCGAGUUGUGCAUGAUCUUCUACAUCCCCUUUGGCUAUCCAUCUCUCGCGACCUUUGGUUUUCGGUUAGCUUUGGCGAAUCGAUGGAGCAUCUCUGCAAUGCUUGUACUAACAGUUUGGCCCUUUGUGAACUUGUGCCUUGGAGGAAAGGGCUGCAGCACCCUCUCCGAAUUAUUGAUCGGUGAAACCUUGCCCGAAAUUUGGAGCAUCUCAGCCCGAGAAAUCACCUUUGAUCGAGGAUAUGAGACGUGCUCUGUGAAGGCCUACGAUGAAGGGGGUGAGGCACUGCUAGUAGCAAGUACCACAGUUGCAGCGUGGGUGCACAUUAUGUCCAACUACUCGUUCUUGUUUGGCUUUGCUUAUGGUUUGAUCGGAAAAUGCACGACUGGCUGGGGAAAGGACCUUCAGGCGGACGUGAAGAUGACAGUUGGUGAGGCGACAGCCUUGAGCUGCAACAGCGCUGCUCGCGCCUAGAAUGCUCGAAUUUCGGAGCCUAAAAUCACUCGAACUUCGGAGUCUCAGCUGCUCUUUUAAGAAACCGCUCCCCUGCUUUUUGGGACGGCUGCGCCACCUGGUACUGCAUGCAUUUUUGGAGUGUCACAGGCUGCUUUGUACAGCUGUAGGCCAGAGGCUGUGACACUUGCAGUCCAGAUUCAUUGGCACAUGGUUAUGCAGGAAAGAGACGUGCCCCGGUGUAUCCCAGGCGCCGCCCUGCCUGGGCAUUCACCUGCAAUCAGCACUUCCACUGUAUUCAUUAGAUGCAGCCUCACAAAACCUUAUAUAAGUCACGAAUCAUCGAGAAUCAAAAAGAAGCUCUUUCAAGCAGUCAUUUCCCCAUGAGGGUAACCCACUGCCAUCGUUGUGGCCUGCUUAAUCUCGGCAUUGUCUUUGGCGUCGGCGUGGGGGCGACCGUCCACGGAUGGGCAUCCGUUCAGGCUGGUCACCAUAGAGGUCAGGGCCUCACCAUAGAGGUCAUGUUAUGCUGAGAUGUGUUCAGUGUCCAUCCUUGAGAUCGUUUGGGACACAUUUCCAUAGAGCCAGGUCACAGCCAUUUUGCCGCUG